CAUACACACACACACACACACACACACACACACACACACGGCUGAGAGGCUUUCUCUGAAGCUCUGACAAGGACUAAUAUUCACUCUUUCAAAUGUGAGAAAUAAGUCACUCACCAUGAGCAACACACCCAUCCAGGAGAAGCCCAUCCAGGCAGGCUCUCCAGCCAGCGGGCCUAUGCAAUCCUCCCAAUCAGUACAGCCGAUGUUCGACCCCUCAGUGCCAAAGCGUUUAUGCUUCUACAAAAGUGGCGAUCAUACGUUCGGCGGGCACCGCGUGGUUAUCAAUGCCCGCACCUUUAAGACCUUUGAUGCCCUCCUGGAUGCCCUUUCCAAAAAAGUGCCUCUUCCCUUUGGCGUGCGGACUAUCACCACACCCCGAGGAACCCACCUGGUGAAGGGAUUAGACGAUUUACAAGAUGGGGGAUCCUACCUGUGCUCCGACCAGAAGCGAGUCAAGCCGGUUAAUUUGGAGGAGGUAAACCGGCGGCAGGUGCCCUGGAACAUGCCCAGAGCCUCCAGUGUGGGCCGGCGCAGGCGCCAGGGACUCCAGUUUGCUUCCCUCGGGAGAGCUGACGAUAGCAGCGGCAGGCGAGUGAAAGUGUCGGAACGAGUGGUCGUCAGGACGCCGAGGAGGCUGGUGGUCAUCAAGAACAAGGAUCCCGACGUGAGACGCACAAUUGUGCUGCAGAAAAGGACAGCACCCACGUUUGAUGCAUUGCUGGACUACCUCUCACAGAUUCUGCAAUUUCCAGUGCUCAAACUCUACUCUAUUGACGGAAGAAGAAUUGGAGGUCUCGCUGCUCUAAUCUUGUGCUCUGGAUUCCUAGUGGCAGGGGGCAAUGAGCCUUUUAGGCUCGACAACCACAGUUUCCAAAGGACAAACCAGACGGUCCAGGCAAUGUCCAUGGAAACAGGACAUCCAUCCAUGCUGCAGCAUCAAACCUGUAAGGGUUCAGACAACCACAAAUCAGCCUCCAGUGGAAGAUGCUCCAGGAAUUUUUCGUCGUCAUCCGAGCAGUAUAUCAUCAACCAGAUUAACAAGUCUCGGACAGGAAGUGCAAACAGUCACACUAGAUCGCCUGAAUUCAACCCGACUUGCAUGGAGACGUGCGGAUCCGCCACAGCGGCCGGCCAGCGCAACGCUUGCCUUUUACCUCAGGACGACGACAUUGAGAAAUCCUUCCGGGUGAACCGAGACGGCAGCAUGACCGUCGAGAUGAAAGUGCGUCUUACCAUCAAAGAGGAGGAAAUGCUCCACUGGACCACCACAGUCAGCCGCUCCAGCCUUAGUAGGAGGAGUCUUGGUGCCUCAGUCGCCGAGUCAGGCAAAGGCUCACCUGACUCAAACAUCUACGUCGCCAAAGGAACCUCUGACUUAUGUAAAGAUGUGGCAAAAAAGGCCAACCAGCCUCUAGCAACUGAAGCAAAGCUCAGCUUUAAUAACGUGGGAGAAGCAAGAAAUAGGUUAAGAUGCGCCCAAACCCCAGGCUCUCAUCGUGUAAUGAAGGAGGCCUCUUUUGAAACAGUGAAGAUGCUGACAGAAUCUAGGGUCCAAGGGAGCACCCUUGACCACUAUUCAUAUUUGGAGAGGACUACUGAAGGAGACACAAUGGAGGGAUACUGCAGGAUCAGACACAGCAGCAGCAGCAGCAGCCAACCCGUCCCAAAGCCUCGGAAAACUAUUCGGAAAGGCAAUACCACUUCCCUCCUGAAAUCCUCAGGAGUAGCCGAGGUCCUCAAGAUCGAAAAUGAUGGUACGGAAGUUCGGGAGACUGUGAUGCGUAUUUAUGAGAGACAGGGCAGCUCCAACAAUUGCCUUGCAAAUGAUGGCGCAGAUGAUACACCUUUGCAUCGUUCCCCUCCGGAACCACAAAGCCACCAAUCCACAGCCUCGGGGCCUUGUUCAUCCAGCAAUGACAUUGAUUUUAGCUUGCAGCAGCCUACUGCUGACUCACUCCAAAGACAGAAAGAGGAGAUUUUGUCUUUGUCGUCAGAGCCAGUGUCUCCAGCACUCCAGGUGGCAAACAGACCACCUUCAGUGCCUCAGAAUGUCGCCAAAAUAGAUAAAAACUCGCCAACUCCACUCCAGAAAAAGAGAAAGCCAAAAAAAAAUUCCCAGUCAAGGUUAAUGGAUAAAAAGUAUCAACAAUCAUCAGCAGACAAACACAAUAGCGACACUCAUGCCGGAAAAAAAAGCCUCAGUUCGACAGAAAGUACACACCGAAGGCUGGGUGAAGAAAUGCACACGAACACUUCAGCGAGACAUGGACGAGAAUCAGAAACAUUAGUUAGAACCUCAAUCAGGGAAAAAAAUAGGAAUAAAGCAGCUUCUAAAUAUAACCACAAUGUAAAUACCCCAUCUGUCAGGCCUCCCAUGAAGAAGAAUGUGUCCGAUCUUUUAAAACUCCAACAAUAUUCAAGAAAAAAGACAAGCAGCAAGCACAUAACCAUGAUUGACAACAAGCUGUCAUCCACAGAGUUGGCUCAACAAAGUCUUUCAAAGAUUUCCCUCAACCGGUCCCCCGCUGAAAUCCAACAAUACGUUGAGAACUGGUUGGAGGAGGUCAUUCCAGAUCCCGUGGUGUACAUGGUCACCUCAGAUGAACCACAACCACCGACAAAGGUUGUAUUUCAGAUUGGUUGUGAGUCAGAAACUGAGGAAAAGACUGAAACAAAGGAAAUAGUAGAUUACUGUCAGACUCCCUCUGAUAGUUUGAGGAUGACAGCUUCUUGUCUCUCGGUCCCCCUCACGGCCAAAGAAGAGACACCGACAAAUGUUUCCAUGGCAAAGGUUGAACCCACCCACCAGCAAAGUUGUGUAUGGUCAAAAAACUCAUCGGAAUCAAACAAUGAAUCAGCUUCAUCUCAAAUACACAUUUUAAGCCCCAAAGCAAAGCUAAAACCGGUCUUGCAGGAAAUUUGUUCGUCAAUUCACUCAAUACAAAUGACAUCUGACCAAUCAAGUAGUCCUCUUGAUUUUUCAUACCAUGUGGCUUCGGUGUUUGGCUCUUCUUGUAAAAGCGUCCUCUCGUUUUUGUCGGUGAUGGCUCUGAGAGAUAGUCUAACGAGCGACAGCACAGAUUCAAUGAAUGACUCUGAAGCCAUGCUCCUCUUGAAGUUCCUGCAGAACAUUUCUGCCGUCGAGGACCAGGACGAGCAACGGGCGAGUCUGAUUGAUUUGCACAGUGGAGCGUCUCCCCAGCUCAUGAAGUGCUGGAUGGAUUUCCAAACCUGGAGGGAAAAGCUGGAGACGGAAUCACUCACUCCGAAAUUUCAAGGCACCCAAGAAUCAAUUAGGGUUCAGGGUGUAAUUGUUGACCAGCUAAUGAAGGAGUUUAAUAUGCCGUAUGACCUCAGAAGGGAGAUUUCCUCAGCACUUCAACAGGCUCCUGGAGAAGAGUGCACUGUUCUCGAGCCUGACAAAAACUACUUGGAAUCAGCAGAUGUGGAGCAGGUUGUGCAGGACCCAGACUUAAAACAAUUCUCUGAUAAUGUUUGCAUUCAUGAAAGCACAAAUGAUAAUCGCUCAUCAUGGGCUGGAGGGACGGAAGAAGAACCUCCAAAGGAAACAGGCUGCGAAAGUAAAGAACCAAACGUGUCAUUGGUAAACACAGGGGAAAUCCAAGUUCGAGAAGAAAAGGAGGAGUCAAAGGAACCUUUGGGUGAAGGGGAGAUGAAACAGAAAGGAAGUGAGGAGGGCACGGAGGAAGAAGCAGUGUUGAAAGAAGAGGGGGAAGAAGAGGAACUUGGCAAAGAAGGGACAAAGAACAAGGAAAGUGAGGAAAAAAGCAAAGUAAUUGAAGAAGCAGGUCAUAAAAAGAUAGAUGAACGCCAAGAAGCAAGACAAGAUGGAGCAGAGGCAGAUUUGAGUAAAGGUAAUGAGGAAGAUGUGGUCGAAGAAGAUGAGGACAAUGAGAUAGAGAAAAUCACUACGGAGAAGUCUCAUCAUGAAGAUGUCACGGAGGAAGGAGCAAGAGAACUUGUUGAGAGGAACGAAGAAAUUGACAAAGAUGGGGAGGAGAAUCAUAUAGAAGAGGAAAAGAAAGACAAAGAUGACGCUGAUGAAAAUGUGGAAAAGGAAGCAACAGAGGUCUUGAGUUUUGACAACAAGGAGGGUAAUGCAGACAUGCCUGAACUUACUACAGACAAGCAACAAGUAGGUCUUGAAGAACAGUCAGAGAAGCUGGAAGAGAAUAAGGAGGGCACUCGAGAAAUUAAUCCAGAAGAAUCUGUAGAUCAAGUGGAGAUGGUUGGCGGGAUAAAGGAUGAACCAGAAAGUGAUUACAACUUAGGAUGUUACCAAAAACCAAAUCCAGUGGUAGAAGUUACAGCAAAUGAACUCGAUGAGGGCCUUAAAGCCUUGGCCAAGGAUAAGGAGAGUGAGGAUGACUUGGGAUGCUCCCUGAGAGCAAAUACAGGGGUAGAGGAUACAGCAAGUCCCCAUGAAGAAGGAAGUGAAGAAAUUGAAGAAGUGCACGAAAAGGGGGGUGAUAGUGAAGAAAAGGACCAAGAUAAAAUUGUGGAAAAUAUGCAAAUAGAAGGAACAGACGUCUUGAGCGAAAUGAGCAAUGAGGAAGGUGUUCAUACCAUCCCUGAACCUGCUUUGCACACGAAACAAGUAAAUCUAACUGACCAGACAGGGAAGCUUGAGGAGGAGGAGGAGGGCACUUAUCCGAAGGAACAAUCUGGAGAGAAGGUGGAGGAGCCAAAGGAGACACCAACUGAAACAAAGAGUGAAAAUGGCUUGGGGUUUCAAGAACCCAAACCAGAGGUUGAGGGUUCAUCAAGUGCACCCAGUGAGAGUUUUGAAGAAGUGGUCAACGAGAAAGAUGUGGCUGUGGAGGAUGAAGAUCAGGAAAAGGAUGACAUUGAGGACAAUAUGGAAGGGGAAAGUACAGAGGUCUUAAGUGAGGACAACAACGUAAAGGGUUAUGGUGAUGAUGCAGUUGUACCCGAACCUACUGCAGAUGCGGAACAAGAAAAUCUAACAGAACAGAUAGAGAAGCUGGAUGAGGAGGACACCUGUCCUGAGAAAGAGUCUGGAGAAGAAGACCUUACAGCCAGUAUUCCUGACGAGACCUUAGGUACAAACCCGCAGAAGGAGUCAGAUGAGAAAGACAAUUUAAACACGAGCCAUGGCACCGAAUCACCACUGGAGUAUUUGUCUGAUGAGCGCUUUGAGGAGAACAAGGCUCAUGAAAACAAGGCAGAGAUCCACCCUCCCGAUCGAAGGAACACCCUCAGCCACCCGGUGGAAAUAUCACAAGAACUCCUGGACUUUGUAAACUCUGCACUCCAGUCUUCCUCGCUUAUAUUUGCGUAUGACGAUCACGGCAACAUUAGAGUAGAAGCGGAUCGUGCUCAAAUCACAGAAAUUCAGACUACCCUCCACCCAGCGAUCCAAAGAGAUUGCACAUAUGGUUCGAAAUGCCUCCAGAGCCCGAUCACCUCAGACUUAUCAGACUACAGACCAGAAAGUUUCGAAAGCGGUCCAUAUCAAAGCCAAGAAUCUGAGGCUAUCACUUCAGAGAACAGCGAAGAUGCUUCUGAGAGCUUCCCAGAAGGCUUGACUGAAAGAACUAAUCCGGAGUCGGCUACCUCCCAAAUAUCGAAAAGUCAUUCCGAAGGUGGGAGUUUCUCUUCAAGUGAUUCCCUUACAAAAGGAUCAAGAGAGGUUUUAUCUUGCUGCAAAAAGGGUGACAAUGACCAAUCCUCUCCGACAGAACAGAAUCCGGAACCCGGUAAUGGCAUUUUGAUUGACCGAGGUCGAUGGUUACUCAAGGAAAACCAUUUGAUAAGGAAUUCACCGCCAAUCUCUGAGGGCAUGUACAACGAUUUGGACACUACCUCUGAAGACAUGGGGAACUCCAGUGAGGAGUCCCAGACUCACAACAUAAGACAGGACACGCUACUUGCAGCUAUAUCCUCAUCUGAUCUAGAAGAACUGGCCAAGCCUCAACCUCCAAGGUGCAGCUACUUCACCAUGCCACACGGAAGCGACUCGGACCCAUUCCUGGAUGACACUAGCAACCAAAGUCGGAGCAAAGACACACACUGUGCGAAAGGAAGAGGCUUCAGGGUGUCGCCUGUGACUGACACCUCCAAAACGUUAGCCAACAGAAAUUGCAGCCUUUCAUCUUUUGCAUCGGUGGAGUUUAAAAUAACGGACAGAAAAGUGCACCCUGAAGGAGGAGAGUCCACGGCCGGGGUGGAAGCACGAGGGAUCCCUGGUGACCGGAACCAGUCACAAGACUCCGCAGAUGCAAUGAAUGUCAGAUCAGAAUACAAGAUGAGUUAUUGUAGAAGUAUAGUCUCCAGCAAAUCCCGCGACACUGGGGAGGAUAAGUAGUUUGAAGAAUGGAUGGAUUGAAUGACUACUGCCUUCAGCAACCUUUGAGGACUCAUGACUUUCACAAGGUUAGUCGCUAGCGGAGAUGUGACUUUUAUUUGUCUCUAUUCCUCUUCAUGAAAAACACUUUGCAGAAAAGUGAAAACAUCUCGAUGUAGAAGGGAAAAUUUAUUUCAACAUUUUUUUUCCUAUAUCAUCCAUUCCGCCAUGCUGCCAUAAUAGAAAACUAGAGCAUUGGCCAAAGACAAAAAUAUUUGAAUAAUUGGAGAAAUAUGGAAAAAUUCUACCCCAAAUGAUAAAAUUAUACACAAAAUAUUACGCAAAAAACAGUCAUUUCCGAUGAAAAAUACACAAGCAUUUACUAUGCAGUGUUGAAACUAUUGAAAAAAAAUACCGGUACACGAAUACUGUACUCGAAAAAAAUACUGGACAAAAAUUCACCGUGAGCCAGAACCUCAAGACAGUGAGCCAACUGAAACCACCACAACCACGCUGCCCUGAAAACAUUUAUUUGAAUUGUCGCAGUAUUUAGUGUCUUCACACUUAACUGAAGGGCAGGGUGGGGGUGUCAUCUGCAGUUGUCACCGGCUCAGGGUGGAUGAUGCUCCCUGAUGCUGUCAGACACGUGCAAUUGACAUUUAACAUGAGCACCAAUUGGGAAGGUUAACCCAUUUGCCGCUAGCGCUAAUGCUUGCGCCUCCCUCACACACACCCAUACUCACAAAAAAAAAGGAGGGGGGGUGGCGUUGAUUAUAAAGUGACCCUUUUGGAUUCUUUCCAAGGUUUUAGUCUGUCACUAUGGUGAUUUAGAGAAAAGCCCUCAUUCAUCUUUUGUUGUGGAAUGAACACUUGGAGGGAAAAAAACCUUCACUUUCCUGUAUAAAGAUGAAAAAGAGGAAUUUCUUGCCAUAAUUGUCCGUACAUCACAAAAGCAAACCGUGUGGAGUGGCAUGGCUCUUGGAUUUACACCCUUUUAGAUCCUCACUUUUCGAUCCCCCCUUCUCUUUCAAUGUCCAGUUUCAACAAUGUUGAGGGUGAUCGCUAUGACAACCCGGCAGACGGGUGGGUGCUGAUUUCCCGUCAUGGGAGAUGAAACAAAGAGCGGCUUUUUGCAAGGCCCAAGGACUGCGGUUUUGAAGUCACAUCGUGGAAGGGAAGUCCAAUGUGACAUUUCUUGCACAUCUUAUCAGGUGGUAACAUAGCCGAGCCGAACAAUGAUGUUAAGUUUAACAUUUGACUAUCCAAUGGGAUUUUCAAAAGAUACUGACGUCACUGGAUUACUUGAUCGAGUUAUUAUGUAAAAGCGCCUUUGCUGGAUUCCGUGUGAAAGACAAAGAUGCGUUAAAACCGUUCUGUCCGUUUUGCAGGAUCUCUGUGUGAAAGAUGCCUGCUAAAACGAAAAGGCUAUGCUCCAGUGAAUGAAAGGAACAAAAGUGGCACUCAAUUGAGCACAGACCUCCCAAUAGGCUGAGCUACAGCAUACGCACUGGCAUCAGCUCUGUUUUGACUGAAGUUGUUUUGCAACGUCAUGCAUUAUUCAAUGCAAAUGAGAGGAAAAUGACAUAAAGAAAAAAAAAUAUCCAUCCAUCCAUUCAUCCAUCCAUCAUCUACCGCUUAUCCGGGGCCGGGUCGCGGGGGCAACAGCUUUAGCAGGGAAGCCCAGACUUCCCUCUCCCUAGCUACUUCUUCCAGCUCUCCCCGGGGGAUCCCGAGUCGUUCCCAGGCAAGCUGGGUGACAUAGUCUCUCCAGCGUGUCUUGGGUCUUCCUCGGGGUCUCCUCCCGGUGGGACAUGACCGGAACACCUCACCGGGGAGGCGCUCAGGGGGCAUCCGAAUCUGAUGCCCAAGCCACCUCAUCUGGCUCCUCUCGAUGUGGAGGAUAAGCGGCUCGACUCUGAGCCCCUCCCGGAUGACUGAGCUUCUCACCUUAUCUCUAAGGGAGAGCCCGGACACCCUGCGGAGAAAACUCAUUUCAUUAAAAAAAAAAAUAUCUUCAGCAAAUUCUUAUUUUUGGGGAACAUAAAACCAAUCAAAAACCAAAUCCGGGUGUGUAAUGGACGAGGUUUUGGAGUGUCAAUCACUCCUGUCAAGAACUUGAGUGCAAAUGAGAGGACAGCCCACAGAGAUAAGUCAUUCCAAGGGGUGUGUAUAUUAAUUCUAGAGUGGCCACAUGCCUGACAACUAAAUCUCCUCAGCAAGUGUCUCAGGAGACCUGCCGGUGAAUCAACACGCUGUUGCAUUAUCAUGAUGAUUUUUUUUUUCAAACAAGCAAUACCAAAAACCCAAUUCCUGGCACUAGUGGGACAGAUUCUUAAUUAGGCGAUGAUUGAACAGUUCACAAAAACAAUCUCCUUGGCAGAGGUGAACCCGUGAUUCAGUCCCGUGCGGAAUGAAAACAAUUUGGCCCAAACAGUGACAACGGCAAAUAUCGGCGGGGGCCCGACAAACAAUAAUUAGCGCCGACUGUCUGCAUUCUGCUCGCUGACAAGUCAGCAAUACACAAUCCCUGCCUGGCUGCUUCAUAAAGAGGCCUGGGAGCAGGAAUUUUUACAUCAACACCCCCCCCCCCCACCACACACGUCCCCUCACUCCCUCCCUGCUUCCAAGUGGGUUGAUCAUGUGGAUGUCCACUGUCACUUCCAGUGAAGGGGCUCCACUGUUUACUCACUUUGAGGCCCUUAGGCGGCAAAUUUUGACUUCAGCGUUGUUAUAUCCACUCAAAUACUAAC
This is a messenger RNA of Hippocampus zosterae (dwarf seahorse), 9078 nucleotides long. It is a transcript of the gene rp1, whose product is annotated as oxygen-regulated protein 1. Gene Ontology annotation, biological process: retina development in camera-type eye; axoneme assembly; photoreceptor cell development. The transcript has 5 exons. NCBI's taxonomy places the organism in Eukaryota, Metazoa, Chordata, Actinopteri, Syngnathiformes, Syngnathidae. Gene Ontology annotation, cellular component: axoneme. The coding region runs from base 116 to 6349 and encodes 2077 amino acids. The record is from RefSeq and is a predicted model, not a curated record.